Molecule: messenger RNA, 1638 nt
Organism: Penicillium egyptiacum
Lineage: Eukaryota; Fungi; Ascomycota; Eurotiomycetes; Eurotiales; Aspergillaceae
Source: the annotation of a GenBank genome assembly
AUGUCCGCUACCAUGAGAACGACCGGAUUGGUCCGCGGAACACCUGCUUUCCGGUCUGCGCUGAUCGCAGGCCGUAGUCGUUCCAGUGCAAUCAGCCCGGCCUCCAUUGCAGCCCGCAGUCUUCUACGAAAUGGCCGCGACCUGCCAUCCCAAAUAUCGGCGCUUGCCGUUCUGAUCCCUCAGCGUGGAUAUGCGACCGAGCAAUCCACAUCGAACAAUCCUUCUCAGAACUACCCUCCCCCCGGGUUCAAUGCUGAGCAAGCCAAGAAGCCGCUCUCCCAAGAACAGACCACAGUGUCACAAUCUACAGUCGCCAAGACCCAGCCCGCCGAGACACAGUCAACUGCUAGCAAGCAAACAGACGCUGGAGUUGUCGCAAAGAUGAACCCGGAGGACCAGAAGUUGGCCGAGAAGAAGAAUGCGAAAAAGUUGACGCUUGGACAAAAGAUCAAGAAAGAGUUGCAGCACUACUGGGACGGCACAAAGUUGCUUUCCACCGAGGUCAAGAUUAGUUCCAGACUGGCGUUGAAGAUGGCCGGUGGUUAUGAGCUCAGUCGUCGAGAGCAUCGCCAGCUCCAACGUACUACGAAGGAUCUUGGACGUUUGGUUCCAUUUUCGAUGUUCCUCAUCGUUCCCUUUGCCGAACUCCUGCUCCCCGUCGCCCUAAAGAUCUUCCCCAACAUGCUCCCCAGCACCUAUGAGGGGCAGAAGGCCCGCGAUGCCAAGGCGUUGAACCUCAGAUCGACCCGCAAAGAAGUUUCUGGAUUCUUGCGCAACACCAUACGUGAGAGCGGUCUGCCCUUGACCGCUGCCACCGUCAAGAACGAGGAAUUCACAGACUUUUUCCGCAAGAUCCGCACCACCGGCGAAUCGCCCUCAACAGAGGAUGUCAUCAAGGUCUGCAAGAUCUUCAAGGAUGACCUGACCCUUGACAACCUGUCUCGACCACAGCUGGUCGGCAUUUGCCGCUACAUGAACCUGAAUGCCUUUGGUACCGACGCCAUGCUCCGGUACACCAUCCGACACCGCAUGCGCCAGAUCAAGCGUGAUGACCGUGCGAUCUACCACGAGGGUGUUGAUUCGCUCUCCGUUCCCGAACUGCAGAUGGCCAGCGCCUCGCGCGGAAUCCGCACACACGGCGUCUCCCCCGCGCGCCUGCGGGAGGAUCUCGACAUGUGGCUCGAGCUGCGUCUCAAGCAGGGCGUUCCGUCAACUCUGUUGGUUUUGAGCAAUGCCUACCUGUACACGCAGGGUAGCAAGGAGUCCGAGUUUGCGUCACAAAUCGACGCGCUCAAGUCUGUGCUCUCCAGCAUUCCGGAGGAGUUGUUCCACGAGAUCGAGCUCGAGGUCCACAAUGCCGAGGGUGCUGCUACCAACAAGCAGCGUCUUGAGGUUAUCAAGGAGCAGGAGGAGCUGAUCGAGGAGGAGAAUGAGCAGAACAGCGAGAACGAGGGCAAGGGUGUUUCCGCGCCUAAGGAUAUCGAUGAUAUCGACGAGAAGGAGGAGGCUAAGGGUGAGGCUCUGGCUGAUGGCGCUAAGCAGUCUGCUGAGGCUAACGAGGCCUUGGUAGAAGGUGAGCGCGCCGAGAAGGUCGCCGAGGCCACCGAGUCCAAGGAGAAGAAGGGCGAAAGUUUGUAG